UGCUCUCUCUUGUAUUGUGUAAUGCAUUGUCAGUGUACAUGCAAGGUGAUCAGCUGUUUGCAUGACCUGGGAAGAAUGAAUAUUGCGAAAUUUUAAGUACACGCGCAUAGCUAGCUAGCUGUAGACUAGAGCUUUACAUUUUCUGCACACACACACUCAAACAAACAUUGAGCACUAAAAAGGGAAAUAACACUUGGAGAAAGCUGAGACUGACGACGAAAUCAUCUAAUCUUAGUGUUUGCUUUCGCGAGUCCAGAUCUUAUCAACGAGUUUCCAUUAUUUGAACCCUAUUUUUGGAUCCUGAUGGUCCGAAGUCUACAUUUUCAGUGAUCGUGAAGAAGAAGAAAACAUUUCCACGAUGCCAUCCAACUCGAAUGCCCGGGACGUUGAAGUCGGGGGCGACAUCGCGCGUACCAGUCGCCCCACGAUGCUCGUUCAUGCCCAUUCCAGCCAAUACGGAGGCGGAUCAGGGGGGACUGGGUCCACCCAACUCACCCCUGCAGGCAGCUACAUACCCCUCACCCCCUCUGCCAAUGCCUACCACAGCUACAACUCCAGCAUAGGCAAGAUGACGGGGCUUCUGCAGAUUCUCUGUGGCUCGGUGACAGCCGUGAUGGGGCUUCUGGCCCUGGUCUUGCAUUCACAUCAAUACUUCAUGGACCUGCCCCUGUGGGCCGGACUGGUGUAUCUGUUUGGAGGUGUAUUUGGUGUUUCAACUUCAAAGCAACAAACAUUCAUGAUUGGUCUCUAUCUUCUGUUUUCCGUUGUGUCAAGUAUGGCAUCUUCAGUGGUCGUGGUGACACAGGGACAUGCUACUUUUAUGGAAGCAAAUACAUGUGAAUGCUCCAUCCUAGAGAGCACCCAUAUGCUGUACGAUGCUACAGCUGCCCUGGUGUCAUGCCUGGAGCUCCUCGUGACCUGUGUAGCCAUCUAUCAUUGCUUGUUGGGUCUUGGUUGCUGUAGCUGCUGCCAGGGUCCUAUUCCCAGGGAACCAAGAAAUGGCAUUUCCCAUCCUCCAACUCUGAUGGAUUUCAGCAACAUUCCUCUCCCCCCUGCCCCUAUUUACCCAGUCCUGCCCCCUGGCAGCUCAGAGAAAGUGCCCCUUGAGUGAGGAGGGGGUCCUAACGAAUGAGCCAUCACGCCCCACCCCCAUGCUGUGGAUCGACAAUCGGGGCGGAGUAACAGCUCAUGAUGCAGCACAGUAAAGAUGUGAUUGUAUAAAGCUGUACUUGGAUUUCAAAGUUCAGUUUAUCACUCCAUUCGUUUUGGAUGCACUUAUAGAGGACUGAAUAUGCUAUUCAUCCAGACUUGCUUAGCACCGUGGUCGAUGUGCUGUAGGAGAGUUACUAACAUGUUUUUAUAGUGUAUUGUGCUAGUUGUGCUUGCACUUUAAGCUGGACUGUGUUAAUGAAUAUGCACGUGCUGCCGGUGGGGCAAGUUAAUCGCUGUGUACUUCCAAGAAAGGACUCGCAAGUGGCAUUAGCUAUGGCCAAAGAUGCGUGAGAAGACAAGAGGUCAUUGGCAGGAAGAUGGAGAACUUUAUGAGAGUAGCUUGGGAGGAAUAAAUAAUCUGUAACAUCCAAGUGUUAUUAUUUAACAUGUUUCAUACUGUAGGAGCUAGACCUACUGAAAAAAUGUAUUCAAUUGCCAUGCUAAAUUGAUUAUAAAUACAAAUUCUAUGUAAUCUCAUGCAAAUGUGAAACUAUUAUAUCUUCCUCAAAGCUUCCGCAAACAGAUUGCACAUCUGUUUUGAUCAACUUAAAAGUUAAAACUGUGAUUCUACAGAGGAGUUUUAUGAGGCAAUCUUUUUCUUCCUCUAGAAUUUUUCCAUAUAUUUCCAUUCUCUCUUGUGGCGAUGAACUUACUUUUCUAUCUUCCAUAAGACUUUUCUCUUUUACUUGAGUAAAUCUUUUGUAAUAAAUCUAUGAGCUGUCACUGUGAUGCUGGCGUGCACAUUAGAUAGUUUCAUAUGUCUUAAAGGCAAAUCUGACAGGCUUCAUUGGUUGUGUAAAAAUCUCACGUAAAAUAAAAUCUUAGGAUACUUGAUUUAAGUCUAAAAUUUAACUCAGGACUACAUGUAUAUAGGGCUUAAUUUGUCAAGAUAGUAAAAAUUGGAGAGUUCAGUAGAUAAAGCCACCUUUCCAUUUUUGGAAGAUACAAUUUUGUUCUGUAUGUUUUGAGUCGGGCCAUCCUCACUUCAGCUUUUAACUAAUCUUGCGUUCUGCUAGCAAAAUUCUAUUUUGAAAGAACGGCUCAAAAUAAUCCUAAAUUAUUUAUAUUGCAAUAGAUCUCUUCAGAACCUCAAACUAUUAACGACCUACAGAAAAUUUGCUGAAAAUCACUAUCAGAUGAAAACACAAGUCACAUUUGCAUGUUAUAGCUCAGACGACUAUGUGUAUAUGUAGGUAUAUAUACAAGUAGCUUGAUUAUCCUAUCUUUCACUUCUCAUCGCUCCAUUAUUUUCUGCCAAAAUCAUUUCGCAGGUACAAAUUAUUUGUAAUUCUUAACAUUUAGUCUAAAUUUAAUUUGAUUCUGUGAUAAUUCAGUUUACAUCGAUACCAGAACGCGAGAUUAUCCCUUUAACAAUUGAAUACAAAGUCAAGAGAUAACUACCCGGUUUUCUUUAGACCUCAACAAUGCAAUUAUAAUUGCAAAGCCUCUCUUGUGCAAAUGUUUGAAAUGAUUGAAGUAGACGCUGUAUGGUUAUAAUUGAAAUACUGCAUCUUGCAGGUUCGUUUACACCUAUACACUCAUAAAAGACACUACCAAGCAAACUGAUGCAAAAACUUGUAAUAUUUUAUGUACAUGUAUUUGAGAUUAAUUGUUGCCAAAGCAAUGGGCAUUCAAUGUGUUAUUGACUGCAUGGCAUGGCAUCAAGAAAAAUUCAAUACGACUGUACAUGUAAGAAGUUAAAAGUUUAAAUGUAAAUGUAAACUCUGUGAUAUGCCAUUCCCUUUUUAUACUUUUGAUAUGACAUCUAGAUAGAGUUGUAUAAUACUAGUAGUUUAGUAAAUCUAAAUCUUGAUCAGAUAUUGCUGGGUUUUUUUUAGCCAGAAAGGCAUUAACUCUGUCUUAAAUGCUAUGAGCUAUAAAUGCCAUUUUUUGUUCUCAAGCAGUAGACGAUGGGGUAGAAAGUUCCUUAAUUUUAGAAAAUGUGUUUUGUUAUGCUACAAGGAUUACACAAUUUUGUUUUAUAUUCAGUUACAUAUUGUUUACUUUGGGUAUUACUUUUGAUAUUCAGUUUAGGGGGUAGAAAGUUUCUUAAUUUUAUAAAAAUGUGUUUUGUUAUGCUACAAGGAUUACAAUUUUUUGUUUUAUAUUCAGUUCCAUAUUGUUUACUUUGGGUAUUACUUUUGAUAUUCAGUUCACUUUUACUUUUAUACAGUUUUUGUUAUGAAUUUUAGUGCAAUUUCAAGUCUUAGACGAAACGUCUCUAUUUAUUGUAUAUAUAGGUUAUAAGUCAGAUGAGAAGAAAAAGAUAACUUUGUUAUUACAGUUGCAUCCAUAGAAAACUGCAACGCUGUACAGAAAGAUCAGAGAAAGUCUGAAACAAAAGAAAUUAAUACAUAGACGUGCAGUUGUGAAUGGGCAACUCAUCAGUCAUGCUCUUUUCAGUUCGCCAUUUCUCGAUUAGCCUACUCUUUCAAUGCACAAAACAUUGUAAAACUUUUUGGUAAAAGGAAGAAUUAAUUCUCAAACUAAUAUCAUAGUGAAGGUACAUGCAAUAUACAUAAACUUAAGAUACUAAUCUAAUGGUUGGAUAAGUUCUUUCUUCUAAAUUUGAAUACUGUACGAAUAUGAAAUAAGUGUGUGAAAAGCAUGAACUUAGUCAUUUAAGUUGCAAAUACAUAAAGGCCUCUGGAAGGCCUUAUGUGAUAACUCAAAAGUUCAAAGGUAAUUUGUUUUAUAUGGCGGAUUAUCUUGAACAUUUUCUGCAUCUACUUGUAUAUGUAUAUCUCUGAUUUUCAGCUUUUGAUCAGAGUUUCACUUUGGGUAAACAUUAUUUUCAACUGUUGGUACAAAUGAUAAGUGAUAAGUUUAAUUUCUAUACAAUAGGUAAAUAUUGUCAGCUGAUACCAAAACGAUUUUUUUCCCCAUUGAAAUGUACUGUGAUGUCAAAGUUGUAAGGGUGUAAAAAAUUAUACAAAACAGCUCAGCUAUAAUAUCGGGAAACUGUCUGUCACAGAUCUUUUGAGCAGUUAUUAAUGGCUUUUCGAUUGUCACGUCGACAGAGUGAACUGCGACAUGACGUCGUUCUGAGGAUCUGCGCAAUCUGGAACGCCAAUCUCUACAGCGAUAGUGUGCACCAAGCUAGCUGUACUGGUACGUGAAUUAGACUCGUUCAAAGUGGUGCGUGCGGGGAUGAAUAUACAUGAAGAAUAUGUCACUCACAUCAUCAUGUGACAUCAUUUUCACUAUAGUGCAGCAAGCAGGUGUUGACUGAAAUUUAAAUGGUUUCAAAAGGAAAUGAUCACUCUCUGGACUAGAACGGCGUUCUUGUUGACACAAUCGAAAAGGCCCCAAUGUGUAACAUAGUUAUUGGGAUGUUUGCAAGCAUUACUUUAGGGUGCUACUUUAAAAAAAAAAUUACUUUGUGACUAGUUCUUUCACUCUUAACAAUAUCUUGCCAAUAUAUAGAUAUCAUACUCAAAUGCUCAAACGCUUUAUACUAUUCCAUAAUUUGUCAUGCUGUGGACAAACCUGUACAUUGAAUUUUCCCUGGGAAUGAAAUAGGAAUUGA
Strongylocentrotus purpuratus (purple sea urchin) is the source of this 4741-nucleotide messenger RNA. RefSeq lists its product as uncharacterized. The transcript has 6 exons. The record is from RefSeq and is a predicted model, not a curated record. NCBI's taxonomy places the organism in Eukaryota, Metazoa, Echinodermata, Echinoidea, Camarodonta, Strongylocentrotidae. The coding region runs from base 359 to 1111 and encodes 250 amino acids.